AUGCAAAACGAGCUCAGCGGAAAGCACGAAGUGCCAUGGCGUGAGGGGGUGCAUUGUCAGCGAUUCUUCCCUACCAGAUGUGCCAGCGGCUGGUUUGAAGUUGGCCGCAAGGCAAUCCCACAAAAGAAGUUAAGGUUCGACGAUAAAGGAGGAUGUAAAAGUCAGCAAGCAACUCGUCAGCGCAGGCACACUGUAGCUACAGAGGUUGCUCUGCAGGAGCAUUUGGAAGCCGCACUUGGUCGUCACCAGCAACAUCUCGAUGCUCAACAGCAGGCGCGCAUCUGUGCAAAGAAGAUGGGAAAUGGAUCUCUGGCAGUGAUGUCGCCAUGGCUAGAACGAACUCAGUGGCGCAGGAUUUAUAAGAAUGUACGCCGUGACCUGUUGAAGGCGAUGGUAAGACUACCCUUACGACACCCUAAAAGCCGACAAUGGGCGGCUCUCAAACUCGGCCAGGGAGUGGCCGAUGGGGAUGCGGAUUUCGUUAGCUCUCAGAUUUCGGAAGAACGAAUAGCAUGCGUGAUGAAGGCGGUUGAUCUUGUGAUCAACCGCUGCGAACGGACGGUGCUUCAAACCAGUCGUCUGAUCCGUUGCUGGAUAGUUACAUCCAGAACAAUGAACUACAACUCACGGUCAUUUGAAGUCAUGACGGAGCGUUCUACCAGACGGCGCUACCGAGAUUCAUGGAAGAAGUUCAUAGCAUUUCUUAUCCGGUCACACCACCUGCCGACAGAGGCAAAACAAGAAACAGGUAUUCUGAUUCCAAAUGAGAUUGUUCAGCUACUGUUGCAACUAGUCCAGCAUCAAAUAUGGGGCAUGUUCGAUGCCAGUGAAGGCCAGUGGCCGCCAGUGGAAGAUCACAGGUAUGCCAACACUGACGAGGUAUCAAGUAACUUUUCAAUUGGACUCCAAGAGCUAGAAGUACGAGCUCGACCUGAAACUCUGUACUGCACCGAUGCGACAGAUGGAAGCUCUUGCCCAAGCCAGAGCUCAGAUUUCGAUGAUUCUGAGUCCGACAUGAAUUCGUUUAGUACAAUAAGCGACGAAGAUUCAGGGCUGGAGAAUUAUGCACGCACUAACACGGCUAAUCGCGACCGGACCGUCGACCCACCCAACGGCGUCAAGAACGACCAGGACAAGGACCGCUUAGAAAUGGCAAGCAUUGACUUUCUGGAGCGACUGUUUGAGCUUUCCGUAGCUGUGUGCAAGCAAGAAGUCCGCGGUGGACCGCCCGGGUCCACUGUACUACUUUACUUUAGCGGCAUUUUCGGAUUCUCAAGUGAUUGCCAGCAGUUCAAACUGGGAAGAGACUUCUGUCCGUCUCUAUCAGGACUUAUAUACGUACAACGUCUCUUACUGCUCGAGUCGGCAUUGCCGCUAACGGCGUAUCCCAGCCUUAGUAUUCCACAGAGACCAGUAGACGGGCAGCUGGAGAUGAUUCAACGACUUUGCAACGGAGAGACCGUCGUUUAUUCUGCUGAAAUUAAGGAUGACCUGACAAAUCGAGACGUUGGCUACUCAUUUGUUAAGCACGAGGAAAAUGGAUUCCAAACGGCCACAAAGGAACUCCUCGCUCAACUAAGUAAGCCUCACGGACACCUACCAUCUCUCAUGACGCAUAAAAGCUGGCAAUGGAAAGCUGUGAAGCACUACCUGGGUAUGGUGACUCGUUUGCGAAGCUUGAUAUUUGGUGGCAAGUACACAAGUGGAGGCCAAACCCCGCGGCUACGCGAACUACAGUGGCUUCUACGCGAGAAUACGGCAUGGGCUUCAAGGGGAGUUUAUGUGUGGAAUGGCUCCGUGGUGUACAUUAUAAAGCACCACAAAGCAAAGCGCAUGACAAACAAGGAGUUCUAUGUGGUCCGAUUCCUGCCACUACGGCUUGGGCUGGUUGUUAUCAAGUACCUUGCGUUUAUUCAUCCUGUAGCAGAGGUUUUGCGUCGCGAGCUUCACGAACACAUGCAAAUAAGCGAGCCAUGGCAGCCCACUCAUUUGCUAUUUGGAAAAAAUGAAAAGCCAUGGGCAACGUCGAAAUGUACCUCGAUCAUACAAACAGCAGCACAUGCCGUAUGCAAGCAGAAGAUAACCAGCCAGAUGUACCGUCAAAUCGGUAUCGGCAUAACGGAAAAGAAAGUGCGAGAAGUCUACACCCCUUUCAAUCAAUAUGAUGAGAAAUGCCCCGCAGCCGACAAAAACGUGGUAUUUGCGAUGCAGAGCGGGCAUAAGGUUAUUCAACGUAAUGCGACAUACGGCCUUGAUGGUGCGUACUUGCUACCAUCACUGCUUCGUAUUUACGAAUGGGCUUCCACCAGAUGGCAUGAAUUCCUCCACCAGGCAAUCAAGGUGAAAAAAUAG
This is a messenger RNA of Pochonia chlamydosporia 170, 2352 nucleotides long. RefSeq lists its product as hypothetical. The transcript is spliced from 2 exons. The record is from RefSeq and is a predicted model, not a curated record. NCBI's taxonomy places the organism in Eukaryota, Fungi, Ascomycota, Sordariomycetes, Hypocreales, Clavicipitaceae. Bases 1 to 2352 code for a protein of 783 amino acids.